AUGGUCAAGUCGGAGUUUUCGUUAAGUGGCGAAAGGUUGGAUAUCACGCAAAGGCUCAUCCACCGGUACUAUAACGGCAACCUUUCGAAGGGGAAUGUCAGUAGACGGUCAGGUUCGGCUAAAAAGCAUGACGUGGAGGCACCAAAGACGGAUGCGGACGAGAUCGCAAAUGAGCAAGGUCAUAGCGGAGUUCUUAGCAACUUGGUUUCGGCGUUGAAGCGCGUCUUCAGCCGGGACCAUGAGCGAAACGUACUCAUCGAGAAGCUCACACAAGAAAAGCAGCACGCGACCUCCUAUGAGGAAUGGUAUACUACUGCACUGCAGCUCGACGAGCUCACGCAUACCAAUGAUUGGAAAGCACGGGAUGAGACCACGCUUUACGAUUACAUGCUGAUCAAAACGCACACAAAGAACAUGCGCGAUGCCCGCGAGAAGCGUGAUUACGCUCAGCUUCUUUAUCUCAUCCGCACAACCUGGGUGCGUAACCUGGGAAACAUGGGAAAUGUCAACCUCUACCGCCACUCCCAUGUUGGGACCAAAAACCUCAUCGAUGAGUACAUGCGGGAGUCUAAGCUCGCGCUACAGGAACUGGUGCGGAAUUCUGAUCUCGAUGAAAACUAUCUAUUAGGGAUGCUUGUGCAGACCCGGAAGAACAUUGGUCGUACAGCUCUCGUGCUUAGCGGAGGAGGUACGUUUGGCCUGUUCCACAUCGGAGUGCUUGCCACUUUAUUUGAACAGGACCUUCUUCCAAGGGUAAUUAGCGGCAGUAGUGCAGGCGCUAUUGUCGCUAGCAUUCUGUGUUCAUGUCCCAAACAAGACCUGGUUGAACUGGUUGAGAGCGUGGUUGGAAAGGAGUUCAACAUUUUCCAGGAUGACUCGGAAAAGACACAAAGUGAGAACUUGCUCAUCAAGGUGUCCCGGUUUUUUAAAAGUGGGACUUGGUUUGAUAACAAGAACUUAGUCAAGACAAUGAUAGGGUUCUUAGGGGAUUUGACCUUUCGUGAAGCUUACAACAAGACCGGGAAAAUUUUAAACAUUACCGUAUCUCCUGCAACUGUGUUUGAACAGCCCGGUUUGUUGAAUAACCUCACAGCCCCAAAUGUUUUGGUAUGGUCAGCGGUGUGCGCUUCUUGCUCUCUGCCAGGAAUUUUUCCCUCCACUCCAAUAUAUGAGAAGGAUCCUAAAACAGGAGAAACGCGCGAAUGGAAUAGCAGCACUGUCAAGUUCGUGGAUGGGUCGGUUGACAAUGACCUCCCUAUUUCCAGGCUAUCGGAAAUGUUUAACGUUGAUCAUAUUAUUGCGUGCCAAGUUAAUAUACACGUUUUCCCUUUCCUCAAAAUGUCAGUGUCAUGCGUCGGUGGCGAAAUAGAGGACGAGUUUAGCGCACGCUUUAGACAGAAUCUGUCGUCAGUUUACAACUUCAUGGCUAACGAAGUGAUCCACAUCUUAGAAAUAGCUACCGAAUUGGGUGUGGCAACAAACGUGUUAACAAAGUUUCGGUCCAUUCUUUCACAACAGUAUUCCGGUGACAUCACAAUUUUACCGGAAAUGAACAUGCUCCUUAGAAUAAAUGAGCUCUUAGCAAAUCCAUCGCCGGAAUUUUUGCUCAGGGAAACCGUCAAUGGCGCUCGCGCCACAUGGCCCAAAAUAUCGAUUAUAAAAAACCACUGCGAGCAGGAAUUCGAGUUGGACAAAGCCAUUUCAUUUUUAAAAGGAAGAAUAAUCUCCAGCCCUUCUUUCAGGACGAAAAAUCCUUUCCAAUUCACUGACCUUUCGAUUUCUUUGAUAAACACCCCGGAAAUGAUUAGCAACGACGGCCAUGUGCCUAAUGUGUUGGAUGACACCAUUCUCAACCCAAACGCUACAGAUAGGCUGCUAGUAGUGAAUGACACAUCUCGCCGCCCUCAUUCUCUUGGCAAAACAAGCAUAUCGAUAGCAGAAGCUAGCAAGCAACUACAUCAUUAUCGCCGAAAGUCAGAUUCAUAUGCAAAGGGAAGAGGCCACUCAAGGUACAGUAUUUCUCACCCAGGCAAUACUAGCUCGCACAUAUCCUCCAAAUUACUGCCAACGUUAAUGGGGUAUAGUCCAAGACUUGAUAGGAAAAAGAGCGUGGGUCAGAUCCCUUUUGGCAGCUUUGGAGGAGCAAACAACGAGAAGCAGAAAGAAGCCGACCUUACUCUGGAAAAUCAAAGGCAUAGCAAUAGCUUGACCACCCUGCAUGGCUCAAAAAACCCUAGUUAUUAUGCAUCAAACCAUACAAGCCCGCCAUCGCCACUUUCAGCUCCAAUAAGCUCUGCUCUAGAGUAUCCAACAAGAAAGGAUUCCGUAUCAUCAUACGAUUCGCCUUUGAAAUCCUAUUACAAGAGAAACUCGAAGCAACAUAGAAAUCGUAGUCCCACGGUGAGCCGGACAAGUACUGGCAAUCCAUCUAAAGGAAAAACUUCUUCGAGAAGCAAGAGUACCACAAAGCAAGAGUUCAAGAAUCCAGAAUAUGUGGACGAUUCUAUUGACCCUGUAGACUCUGAAGACAAAGGGGAAACAGAAGAGUAA
Messenger RNA from Lachancea thermotolerans CBS 6340, 2550 nucleotides. Its product is annotated as KLTH0F18172p. Gene Ontology annotation, biological process: lipid metabolic process. Bases 1 to 2550 code for a protein of 849 amino acids. The record is from RefSeq and is a predicted model, not a curated record. Gene Ontology annotation, molecular function: triacylglycerol lipase activity. The transcript has a single exon. NCBI's taxonomy places the organism in Eukaryota, Fungi, Ascomycota, Saccharomycetes, Saccharomycetales, Saccharomycetaceae.